This is a messenger RNA of Umbelopsis ramanniana AG, 888 nucleotides long. RefSeq lists its product as uncharacterized. Lineage: Eukaryota; Fungi; Mucoromycota; Umbelopsidomycetes; Umbelopsidales; Umbelopsidaceae. Gene Ontology annotation, biological process: transmembrane transport. The transcript is spliced from 2 exons. The record is from RefSeq and is a predicted model, not a curated record. Bases 1 to 888 code for a protein of 295 amino acids.
AUGUCUUCUUACGGCUACCAUUUGAUAGCUUCAAGUGCUGCUGCAGUGGUAGCCAGAGUGUGCACCCAUCCACUGGACACAAUCAAGACUCGUUUACAGGUAGCCAACGAGCCGAUUCACUUUCGAGCAUUACCAGAAACAUAUGCAAAGAUCAUUCGAACAAGCUCUUUGGCAUCACUUUACCGAGGACUUCCAGUAGCUCUCGUAUUUUCUGUCCCGGCACUGUCUAUCUAUUUGUCGUGCUACGAUUUCAGCAGUCUGUACUUGGAUAGAAAUACUUCGAUUAGUCGAGACUACACCCCCAACCAUUUACUUAGCGGCCUAGUAGCUGAAGUUUUCGCCGGCCUUGCUUUCACGCCUAUGGAAGUAUUGAAGAAUCAAAUGCAAACAGCUAGACGUUCGGUUUCCACAAACGCAUUGGCUUCGAAAAUUUGGCGAGAAGAAGGUCUAAGUGGGUUCUACCGAGGCUAUCUUAUGGGACUGGCGGUUUUUGUCCCAUAUACCAUGACCUACUUUGCUGUGUACGAAAAACUCAAAGCUUACGUGGCUGACGGCACUCAGCAACUUCCAGGCAAAAGCACAGAUACACUUGUAUCCCAAUUACCCUUCAUGACCUACGUGGUAUGUUCCAGUAUCGCAUGCGCUAUUGGGAUUACGAUCUCUACGCCUCUGGAUAUUGUCAAAACACGAUGGCAAGUAUCAUCUACAGAAGAAGGUACAUCUUAUAAGCGAGGACCGAUGCAUAUAAUACAGGACAUGUGGAGGCAAGGAGGCAGUCGAGCUUUCACAAGAGGGCUUCUUACUCGCAUCUGCUGGGGAAUACCAUCGACUGCCAUCAGUAUGACAAUUUAUGAAAGCAUUAAAGACUGGUAUGCCAGUGACCAAUAG